GAGGCGUGUACGACUUAUUCGGCGAGUGUCCGUGUAGCAGUGGCCACGAUCGAACGUGUACGAGUUCAGCUGCAACGCGCACGGGCAUGUGCUUCGGACAGACAUGAAGCAGGACGGCACCAACAGCCUGUCCGGGCUGUAUCUGUUCGUGGCAGCGUACGUGAGUCUCUUCGCCAUCGCCGGGGUGCUGCUCUUCGGCCCUGGCAUCUUCCCCAGGACAGUCCUGGUGCCGGAUGGCGCUGGACAGGGUGGACACGCAGCCCUGCUGAGUACCGAGAUCGACUGCGAGUCGCUCAAGAACAUCACGGAGCUGCAGUUCUUGGCCGGCGGAUGGACCAAGGCGGUGUACAAGGGCCGAUUCCUCGGCACUCCGGUGGCUGUCAAGACGGUCAACCUGGACGGGCACAGCCUGAAGGAGUGCCAGGACAAGGGACACAACAUAAGUCACUGUUAUAACCGGGCUGCGGCUAAAAUCGUCAAGGAGAUGCUUCUCCUCAGGGAGCUCGUCCACGAUAACAUCGUUAAGGUUUUGGGUUCGUGUAUUCCUCAGACGAGUGGUCCAGUUGCCAUGGUCACUGAGCUGGGCGAGCCUCUGGACACUGUUCGUCUCCUGCAGCUUGCGUGGGAGGACAGAUUGAGGUUGGUGCUUGGCAUGGCCAAAAUUCUACACCUCCUCGCCCACUCUCCUCUUGGAUCUCUAGCUAUGAACGACUUUCGUCGACAGCAAUUUGUGAUAGUGGACGGUAUCCUCAAACUCUCAGAUGUAGAUGACAUAGGUCUGGAGGAGCCAUCGUGUGAGACGCGCACAGACUGCAUCCAAGUGCUGCCACUGCAGCUGCGCAACACAUCAGAGACAUGGUGCUCACCAGAGACCAAGCGCUGUGUCGGCCACAAUGAGCGCCUCAACAUUUGGCGCGCUGGCAAACACUUCAUCCACCAGUUCCUGCCGCUAGGCGCUCCGGCCGGACUGCGGCCGCUCAUCCUCGGCCUUCUCAAGGGCUACCGUGAAGCGUCGUGGAGCUCUGCAAAAAUCCUCUCUGAGACCGAGAGCCUCGUCCACAUUUUCUCAUCAGGACAGUAUCUUGAGUCAAACGAGGUCGUCAACAUGGACAUAAAUUCUCUGCCAGGCUUUACAAUUUUAGAAGGGAAGGACCUCCCUGGCCAAUUUGACUACCCCUGUCCGGAGUCGCGAUCUGCCGUCAACUGCAUUCGCUCGGUGCACAGCCUCCAAGAGGCAGCCGACUUGUGUUCAGCUGACUAUAAAUGCAAAGCUUUUGUGAUUGGCCAUGCAAGAACCUGGACAGGCAGAGUAUUGGCCAUCUUUAAGUCAGGAGUUGGACCACCAACGCCAACCAGAGGUCACAAGCUGAUAUUCAGACGAGAUGGUCUGCAUUGAAAACCCUUUUUAGUCUCCUUUCCACGCCUGGCUGUGAUUUGUUCAUUUUAAUUUCUCGUUGAGGACCAAAGACUUUAAUUUAUAUUUAAAUUGAAAAUUGAUGUUGCUUAAUUAUAAGAUUUAAUUUAUUGAUAAUAAACAUUCGGCAAGGAAAUUAACAUCCUUUGCAAAUAAU
Molecule: messenger RNA, 1571 nt
Organism: Neocloeon triangulifer
Lineage: Eukaryota; Metazoa; Arthropoda; Insecta; Ephemeroptera; Baetidae
Product: extracellular tyrosine-protein kinase PKDCC-like
Exons: 6
Coding region: 104-1396 (430 amino acids)
Biological process (GO): protein phosphorylation
Molecular function (GO): non-membrane spanning protein tyrosine kinase activity; ATP binding
Source: RefSeq, a predicted model, not a curated record